AUGGCUAGUCGUAUAUCACAGCUACCAUCAACUGAAUCGACUGGGCCAUCCCAAAUUGUUGAUGAAGUUAGAUCCUUGCGCGCAAUAAUUCGUAAUAAGCAAACUGGUGAUGCACAACCGCAGAAGGCACUGUCAGGCGUGGCGGACAAUUAUUCGCGGCAACUACCCGUGAGAGUUGUGAUCAAACUUUUGGAGGUUUUGAAGAGUCCCUUUCGCUUACUCUUUUUCAUGCAUCCGAUAGAGGGGCCACAGUAUCUCGAGAGUUUAGCACAACGAAUUUACUUUCCCGUUGCGCCAAUAUCUAUAGGGGAGUUGACUGUGUUUUAUGGCCUACUCUAUAAUCACAUCAGGGAGGUCAUAGAGGUGGACAAGGUAUCGGACAUGUCACUACCGGAACUAAGACGAUAUCAGGAUGUUUGCUUUGAAGCAUUCCAGGCCGGAGUGCAAAGCUCCGAGUUAUAUGCCGUGCCCACCCAUGCUAACACGCUGGCCCUGACCAUUGCAAUAUUGGAUGCCCAGUUCACGGGAAACCUGGCAUUGCAGUGGAACCUGACAUCUGCAGCGGCAAGGCAUUGUAUUACACUAGCCUAUCAUCGAGAAGCAACUGUGCAAAAGAUGUCUGCCGAGAUGGCCAAGCAGUGCCGUCGUUUAUUCUGGCAUGUAUACGUUUCAAGCCAGAGCAUGGUGCUGCCUUUAGGUAAAGCUCCGAUGAUUCAUGAUUACGAUGUUGACCUGAAUCCAAUGGUUGCAACAUCAGAUUCAGCGUCAGCAGCGUGGACCGCAGCUUUUGACUUGAUGCGUGCGUUCUUCAGCCUGCAGGCUAGUGUUUACCAAAGAUUGUAUUCCCCUUGGGCCACAAAUCUUUGCUCGGAAUCAAGAGUGCGUACAGUCCAGGAGCUGUCAGCCGAUCUUGAGCAAUGGUUUGGUAGAUGGCUUUCUGUUGAUCACUCCCGAGCUCAUCAUUCUGAACUCUUUCAUGUGCUCUUCAUUCCUGUGCAUGUGGCGUACUACUCGUUGUUGGCACUUAUCCAUAGAGCGGCCACAUCCUCGAGUUCGAUUGAAGAGGUCUCAAGUGAGUGUUUUACAUUUGCAAGAAAAGGGUUACAAACACACCUAUCACUGUAUCCUCAAGUAGCAGCCAUAGGAACAGGCGCGGUACAAUUGUACGCAAUUUGGGUCUUCGUUCGGUCGUCCUUUACGCCAUAUAUAGUCACCUUUGUGCAUUGCAUCUCUCAAACCGAUAAGAAUGAUCUCGAUACACUACGGGAAGUUUUGGGAACCCUGGAUGAAAUCGCAACUGUCGCCAACCACUGUCAAAGGCAAGUUGAAGUUUGCAAAGCUCUAUAUAGAACAGCACAUGCUUUCAUCCACUCCAACCAAAAUGCAGCUCAGCAGGCUCAGGCGCACCAUGAAAGAACAAUUAACUUGCCACUGCAACAUUAUGACACGGAUCUAUUCGACUGGGAUCUACUUCAGUCAGACAUAGACAGUUGGGUAGCAGACGGUAUGAACAGGUCUGCUGUUACCCUGGGUAUUCAGUUAGAUGGAUCCACGCAGUAG
Molecule: messenger RNA, 1560 nt
Organism: Pochonia chlamydosporia 170
Lineage: Eukaryota; Fungi; Ascomycota; Sordariomycetes; Hypocreales; Clavicipitaceae
Product: naphthalene 1,2-dioxygenase subunit alpha
Exons: 4
Coding region: 1-1560 (519 amino acids)
Biological process (GO): DNA-templated transcription
Molecular function (GO): zinc ion binding; DNA binding
Source: RefSeq, a predicted model, not a curated record